UAUUAACGGUUUUAAAAGGUGCGUGUAACGAUACGUAACCUGGUGGUUCCCCGCCUGACAAUAGCAUCUGAUUGAUGAUUUCAGUCUUUCUCCCCCACCCAAAAUCUAAAUUCCAACCUCCUCGGAUUUUUAGCAUAUCCAGCUUUCCCCGAGUAUUGACAGUAUUGACGAAUCUAGGAAGCUUAGGAAGUUACAGCACAGCUUUCCCAGCAGCUCGACGUCUCAGCUCUUCCCCUUACGCCGUCCUAACGAAUGAAGCUGCUACUGUAGCCUAACUUGUUGAUUUCCCUUUGUCAUGACGGGGAAAGAGAUACUCGACUGAGACGGCUUUGACGCAGAGACCGCCUUUAAAUUGGAGUCGGACUUACAGGCAAAGCUUCAUACAUACCUAGGUAUUCACCAUAUUAUAACUUUGAGGCGUUAUAAUCGAGUACAUCUUACACCCAGCUAUUUAAUAUAGAGCUGCAAUAGUUAUUCCUAUUUUCAGUCCCGAAUCACCCGUUCUACUUCAGCCAUGUCGAACCCGGCUCUCAAUUUCGUCACUUUCAAUCAAGAUCACAGCUGCCUAGCUGUCGGUACCUCGAGGGGAUUUCGUAUCUACCACACCGAACCGUUCUCCAAGAUCUUCAGUAGCGAUGAUGGCAACAUCGCUAUUGUCGAGAUGCUUUUUUCAACUUCGCUCGUCGCUUUCGUCCUCUCCCCUCGCCAUCUAAUAGUCCAAAAUACGAAGCGCGCCUCCGUUAUAUGCGAACUUACCUUCCCAUCUGCAAUCCUUGCCGUCCGCCUAAAUCGCAAGCGAUUGGCUGUUGUGCUCGAGGACGAGAUCUACCUCUAUGAUAUAACUACUAUGUCACUCCUUACUAAUAUCGCGACCUCUCCGAAUCCUGCCGCUGUGUGCGCAUUGUCGCCUUCCCACGAACACUCGUACCUCGCUUACCCUUUGCCGAAACCCCGCGAAGAUACACAGGAUAAGCGACCUUCGCAUGCGCCGCCAGCUUCGCUCUACGCCCCCGUAACGUCCGGAGACGUCCUUAUAUACGAUACAUUGACUAUGCGGGCCGUUAACGUAGUCGAGGCACAUCGCUCUCCCUUGUCCUGCAUUGCGCUCAACAGCGAAGGGACCCUGCUAGCAACAGCUAGUGAGACGGGGACAAUCAUCAGAGUAUUCUCAGUGCCCCGCGGGGAGAAGCUUUUCCAAUUCCGACGUGGAACAUAUCCCAGCACGAUCUAUAGCAUGUCCUUCAAUAUGGCGAGCUCGCUUCUCUGCGUAUCUUCCACUUCAGAUACCGUACACAUAUUCCGACUCCAGCAGCCAGGGCCCAACGGUAACAACCCUGAGGCGCAGACUCCUGCCUCUCCUCGGAAAGAUCGUUGGUCUCGUAGUCGUAGCUAUGAUAGUGGUAACGACUCGUCUAAUAGCGCACAGGGCUCUCCACGAAGUGAGGCGGCUGACGUUCCAACAUCGCCAAAGAAUCACCCCGUGGCGAGUAGGAGGCAAAGCGGGUCGUUUAGCAGCAUGCUACGCCGAUCGUCGCAGAUAAUGGGUCGCAGCGUAGCUGGCGUCGUCGGUAAUUAUCUACCACAGACUGUGACGGAGAUGUGGGAGCCCCUGCGCGAUUUCGCGUACAUCAAGAUACCAAAGAGCACGUCCACAGCACCACGCCCAGGCGCAGCGGGCAACCAACAAUUACGCAGCGUAGUGGCGAUGAGUAGUAGCAGCCCACAAGUUAUGGUUGUUACCAACGACGGCGGGUUUUACGUAUUUAACAUUGAUAUGGACCAAGGUGGAGAGGGCUACCUUGUGAAACAGUUCUCUGUCCUCGAUAGCGACGAUAAGCUCGAUGCCUCUAAUUAUGGACCGUAGAGCAGUCAUACCGGCACGGGCAAUCCUUCAGACAAUCUAGACAGAAUAAUUGAAGAACAAAUAAAGGUAGGAGAGGAGGAAGAUGACGAUGAUGAUGGGGACCUCGGGGGUGACAAUUGGCAGCACGUCACAAUAGGGAAUUAGCAUCCGGACGGCGUUAACGGUUAUGUAGUCGGGAGCAUGGUGUUCUGUUCUCCCUCCUUUUCUUAAUUCCACAGCUAAUCUCUGUACCACGGCGAAAGCCCUACUGUCUGAGAACUAUCAUACACCAGAGAAGGAGGAUUGUUUGUAUUUUGUGUGAAGGAGAGCGUCGUGUUUUUGCAUUAAGCGUCUGGCGUCCAAGCGGCCUGGGUUAAUAGUUACGAAGUUACCGAGUAUCAUCAUCUACUUCCCAAUACAGAUUAAUAAUAUUCACCGUCGAAGAUAACAAAAUGUUAUUAGUAGUGGCAAUUUGUUAAACACACGUCAGCAUCGAGGCGG
Molecule: messenger RNA, 2344 nt
Organism: Daldinia decipiens
Lineage: Eukaryota; Fungi; Ascomycota; Sordariomycetes; Xylariales; Hypoxylaceae
Product: WD40 repeat-like protein
Exons: 3
Coding region: 515-1864 (449 amino acids)
Biological process (GO): autophagy of mitochondrion; protein lipidation; protein localization to phagophore assembly site
Cellular component (GO): cytosol; extrinsic component of membrane; phagophore assembly site membrane
Molecular function (GO): phosphatidylinositol-3,5-bisphosphate binding; phosphatidylinositol-3-phosphate binding; protein binding
Source: RefSeq, a predicted model, not a curated record